Messenger RNA from Haemonchus placei, 369 nucleotides. Lineage: Eukaryota; Metazoa; Nematoda; Chromadorea; Rhabditida; Trichostrongylidae. The record is from the annotation of a GenBank genome assembly.
ACAGGCAUAUCAUUCGCAUCAAUAGUUUUCGUGACUGUAAUGAGGUUGUUUUCUGAUUUGGCCUGGCAACCAAAAGGUCUCCCCUUCGACUGUGAAAAAUCCUUGUUUAUCGUGCUCAUGAUUUACAAUAUAUGGCGGACUAAAAAGUCUAUAGGAGUCGGAACAAAUCUCACUACAAGAUAUCAACUCGCUGAAAAUAUUCGUGCACUGAAAAUCUUGCUCCCGGUCCUUAUGUUUGUGAUUGCUGCACAGACGGAUUGCUCACAAAGCGUCUUUGGCAUAUUUUAUGUCAUUUUUAAAUUUGUAAGUUUACUAUUAUCAGAAAGUUCCAUUGAAAUCACACACAGCUUACUAGCAAAUCAAUAUUAG